Molecule: messenger RNA, 1941 nt
Organism: Anopheles darlingi
Lineage: Eukaryota; Metazoa; Arthropoda; Insecta; Diptera; Culicidae
Product: maltase 2-like
Exons: 3
Coding region: 1-1842 (613 amino acids)
Biological process (GO): carbohydrate metabolic process
Source: RefSeq, a predicted model, not a curated record
AUGGGUGCGCAUAAGAUUGCAGAUCGUAGAGUGGUUGUUGGAGCGUUAUUGCUCCUCUUCUGCUGUAGUGCUACCCAUUGUCAGGAGACUCCUGACGAUACGAAGCAGUGGUGGGAGACGGCCGUGUUCUAUCAAAUCUAUCCGCGGUCCUUCUACGACAGCAAUGCCGACGGUGUGGGUGAUGUGCGGGGUGUGACGGCGAAGUUGCAAUACCUGAAGGAUACGGGCAUCGAUGCGACCUGGCUCAGUCCGAUCUUCAGCUCACCGCAAGUCGACUUUGGUUACGAUGUGUCGGACUUUAAGGAGGUGGAUCCUCUGUUCGGGACGAACGCUGAUUUGGAGGAACUGUUCAGGGAGGCCACCAAGCUGGGCAUAAAGAUCGUGCUGGACUUUGUGCCGAACCAUACGAGUGAUAAGCAUCAGUGGUUCAUCGAUUCGGAGAAGGGUAUUGCACCGUACAAGGAUUACUACGUGUGGCAUCCGGGCAAGAUGGUGAAUGGGCAGCGCGUUCCACCGAACAACUGGCAAUCGGUAUUCUAUGGUUCGGCCUGGGAGUGGAGCGAACUGCGCGGUGAGUAUUACCUGCACCAGUUCGCCAAGGGACAACCGGAUCUGAACUAUCGCAAUCCCGCCGUCAUCGCCGAGUUCGAUGACGUGCUUCGGUACUGGAUGGAGCGUGGUGCGGCCGGAUUCCGUGUCGAUGCGAUCAACCACAUGUUCGAGCAUCCGGAUUUCAUCGACGAACCGAUCAACAACCCGGGCGAUCCGAACAGCUACGGUUACACGCAUCACAUCUACACGAAGGAUCUGCCGGAGACGUACGAUGUGAUCGCCCAUUGGCGCGGCGUGCUGGAUGAUUUCGCUCGUCAGAAGGGUUCUGAUGGGAUUAUUAUGAUGACGGAGGCAUACGCGAACCUCACGAUGACCCUGAGAUACUACGAAUCGGACGAUGGGCGGGAACAACGGGCCCACUUUCCCUUCAACUUCGUCAUGAUCGAGGAGCUGGGCGAGGGUUCGACGGCGCACGAGUUCAAGUUCGUUAUCGACCGAUGGCUCAACAAUUUGCCACGUGGCAAGACGACGAACUGGGUGCUCGGGAAUCACGAUAAGCCGCGCGUCGCUAGCCGCUACGGUUCGGAGCGUGUGGAUGGGAUGCAGUUGAUGUUGAUGGCCCUGCCGGGUGUUGCGGUGACGUACAAUGGCGACGAACUGGGGAUGGUGGAUUUCCGCGACAUGUCGUACGAGGAUACGCUCGAUCCGCAGGGAUGUAAUCUUGGUCCGGUGGACUUCAAAUGGGCAUCCCGGGAUCCACAGCGGGUUCCGUUCCAGUGGGAUGACACGUUUAAUGCCGGGUUCUCGAAAGCUCCGCGUACCUGGUUACCGGUUCAUCCGCUGUAUCGGCAAACGAACUUACUGAAGCAGCAGGAAGCGGACUAUAGCCACUACAAGUUCUACCUGGAUGCGGUCAGCAUGCGCAAGGAUCGCGUGUUCACGCACGGUCUGUUCAAGUCGCGCGCGUUCGGUGAUUGGGCGUUCGCUUUUGUGCGAUAUCUGCGGGAGCACGAGAAUCGGUUCGACGAUCCGUACCGGGUGGUGCUGAUCAACUUCUCCUGGGAGCCGAAAAUGAUCGACGUGAACGAACUGUACGAGAUUCGCAAUCAGACCGAGGUGUACCUGGUUGGUACUGAGUCACGGCACAAGGUGGGCCACCGUUUGGAUGCCAAGCAGGUUAUGCUCGGUCCCUGGGAUUCGAUCGUCCUCGGACCGAUAUCUGCCGGCACUCAGCUGACGCUUUCCUUCGCUUUGCUCGUUCUCGCAGUAGUGAAGAGUUUCCUUAUCUAGGUUGCGUCGAUGUGAUGUUCCGAUGUAAUUCAUAUUCAUUAAUUUUAAUAAUCCACUUGAAGCACACCGAACGAAGAAAUAAACAUCCGGACCUUCCAU